Molecule: messenger RNA, 1076 nt
Organism: Cyphomyrmex costatus
Lineage: Eukaryota; Metazoa; Arthropoda; Insecta; Hymenoptera; Formicidae
Product: 1,5-anhydro-D-fructose reductase
Exons: 4
Coding region: 1-972 (323 amino acids)
Molecular function (GO): oxidoreductase activity
Source: RefSeq, a predicted model, not a curated record
AUGGUUCAACAAAAUUUAAGUGUAUCUCUGCCAACAGGGCAACAAAUGCCCAUAAUAGGAUUUGGAACAUGGCAUGCAAGUGGAGAAGAACUAGAAGCAGCUGUGGAUGCAGCUUUAACAGCAGGGUAUAGGCACAUCGAUACAGCUACAGUAUACGAAAACGAGCGUUAUAUCGGAAACGUUAUCAAAAAAUGGUUGGAUUCUGGCAGGAUCAAGCGAUCAGAUUUGUUUAUUGUGACAAAGGUACCACCAAGUGGUAACAGACCUGGAGAUAUAGAAAAAUGGUUGAAGCGAUCACUUUCUAAUUUAAAUUUGAGUUAUAUUGAUUUGUAUUUGGUGCAUACCCCCUUCGCAUAUCAAGAUGCAGGUGAAGAUUUUCAUCCUUUUAAUGAAAAAGGAGAAAUUUUGAUUGAUACAAACACGGAUCAUCUGCAAAUUUGGCAAACAAUGGAAAAUCAAGUGCUGGAAGGACGUACGAAAGCAAUUGGACUGUCCAAUUUUAACAUCGACCAGAUACAACGAAUUUUAGAUAACGCUAAGUUGCCUGUCUCAAAUUUGCAGAUAGAAUUGCAUGUUUAUUUUCAACAGACCGAAUUGGUAAACUUUUGUCAGGACAACAACAUCAGUGUAACGGCGUACGCUCCUUUGGGUUCCCGUGGAUUUGUCGAGAAAAUAGGAAAGGGAGACGCUACGCCGGACUUAUUAAAAAAUCUAACUGUGUUAGAAGUUGCGGAAAAAUAUGAAAAAACACCCGCACAAAUAUUACUUAAGCAUAUUGUUGAAAAAGGUAUAGCGGUCAUACCAAAAAGCAUUAAUCCUUAUAGGAUUAAAGAGAACAUCGAAUUAUUCGAUUGGGAACUCGAAGCUGGAGAUGUCGAAAAAUUAAAUGCUCUGGACAUGGGAGAAUCUGCACGCGUAUGUGAUUUCAGUUUCUUCAAAGGUUUAUCAAAGCAUCCAGAAUUUCCUUUCUAAUAAUUAUUUCUUAAUUUUAUCUCUCAUACAGAGUACUCCGAAAGCAAAUGAAACUAAUAAACAUAUACACUAUAACAAGAAAAUUCUCAAAAUAUUAAGUAAAA